Chara braunii is the source of this 879-nucleotide messenger RNA. Lineage: Eukaryota; Viridiplantae; Streptophyta; Charophyceae; Charales; Characeae. The record is from the annotation of a GenBank genome assembly.
AGCAGCUGCGACACAUACGACACAUACUCGCAUCGUCAAUCCCCACCCAGAUGGGGAUUGCGCAGAGCAGACGAUGGUUGGUCCGUGCGGGGCACGAGAAGGCGGUCUACCUCAAUCACUUCGUGAGGGCGGCGAGAAUCAAAAUGUGUCCUCGAGGCAUGGCCGAGGAGGGGUUGGCGAGGAUCAACGUCCGGAAUGGAUGCGCUUAUCACUUGCGACGCGAAACGGAUCCGGGACUCUGCAUGGACGGCAACGACAGGAGGACGGGUCCACGGCAGGUGCGCACGUGGAACGUGACGGCAGGCAGAUGUGGGCAGAGUGCAUGCAGGCCUUGCGUCAAGCUGGAACAGACACAAUAACGAGAGGGGUGCAAGGGCUCCGCGUCGACGAAGGCAACGAUGCGGCUGCUCAGGAGCCCCUCGACUUUGACGACGUUGACAUUGACGACGAUUGCAACUCAGACGAUUUGCCUGAGAUUAGGCCGCUUGGGAGGAAGGUAAGGAAUGGUGGUGCGAGUGCGAAGAAGGGUUCCAUUCUGAGAAAUUGGAGGAACAAGAAAAUUGACGACGACACAGGCGGGAGCGAUGGCGAGGCCGCUCGAAAUUUCUGGUCCGUCGGAGACACGAUCACUCGUGAGGGCGAAAAGGGAUCAAGAUCUGUAUUUCGCAGGCAUGGGGCACAAUUUCAGCCGCAUAGAGACCAGGGAAUGGAACUGGGAGGACAGGCGGUCCAUGUUGCAGAAGAUGGACGUCACGAGGAAAGUCGCCGACUGCAGGAAGAAAUGAGAUAACUUUAUUCAACAAUUCAAGAAGGUUCCCAAGUUUCAGCACCUCUCCGGUGGGAGGGACUAGGGCGUCAACUUCGUCAUGGACCGGAGCG